Molecule: messenger RNA, 730 nt
Organism: Drosophila sulfurigaster albostrigata
Lineage: Eukaryota; Metazoa; Arthropoda; Insecta; Diptera; Drosophilidae
Exons: 2
Coding region: 103-504 (133 amino acids)
Source: RefSeq, a predicted model, not a curated record
CUGCUACGACUUUCCGAGUGGUCGAGCAUAAAGCAAGCAUAGUCAAUUCAGUCAUAAUUCUCUCUAUAUACAGACAUAAACUUAUCAACACAUAUACAUAGAAUGCAGUUUAUACUCUUGCUUAUAGUCACCUGCAUUGUAUUGAGUUUCCUGCCAAUCAGCUCUGGCAGAGCUUUGCCUGCUGCAGAUUCCCCUUCUGAACUGAACACCACGCAGUUGAAAACCUUCUCCAUAUCGCAUAAAGCGAGACGCGAGGAUGAUAGCAGAAAUUAUAUAGAAAUGCCCAUGGAAUUUGAUACGCUGCAUAUGCCUUGCGAUAUGGAUUCAUUAAAGUUGGAAGUGCUUAUGCCGUAUAUGCCCAAUCAUUGUAUCUGGCUGUAUAAUCAGCGCUACCAGGAUGAGAAUUUCUAUCGCUACUUUAAGCUUGCUCAACUCGAAUCCUUCUUCUUUGGGCAAUACUUUGAGCGAUACAGACGCUUCGAGGUGGAUCAACAUAUCUUCUAGAAUAAGAAUAUAUAUUUUUAUUGACUUGCAAUUGAUGCUUAAACCAAGCGCUGCCAAGAUGAGAAUUUAUAUCACUACUUUAGGCUUGCUCAACUCGAAUCCUUUUUCUUUAGUCAAUAUUUUUGGGCGAUACAGACGAUUCGAGAUGGAACAAUAUAUCUUUUAGUAUAGCAUUUGAUUAAGCAUAUAUAUUUUUAUUGACUUGCAUAUUUAAUCGCUAAGCAAU